This is a messenger RNA of Lates calcarifer (barramundi perch), 3222 nucleotides long. RefSeq names its product IQ motif and ubiquitin domain containing (gene iqub). The record is from RefSeq and is a predicted model, not a curated record. Lineage: Eukaryota; Metazoa; Chordata; Actinopteri; Centropomidae. Gene Ontology annotation, biological process: cilium assembly. Gene Ontology annotation, cellular component: motile cilium; acrosomal vesicle. Gene Ontology annotation, molecular function: protein binding.
UGUGACGUUUGCGGUUGUUACAGCAACGUGUAAACUCUGCCGUUGCCUGGAAACGAAGAUAACGACAGGAGCAGAGCGUUAGCUGCGCUGCGCUAACUCAAAGUUAUUAUUAGUUUAAAUAAAUAAAAUAUAAGAGGCAGGAGGUUAAAGGAGAAGUUUAGAGGACUGACCGUGGACCAGUCUGUCACUGUGUCACCGCUGUUCACGGUGACUCAGCGCUCCGGAAGAUUUUAAAGCACUUUAGCUUCAGCUCAGUGAGGAAGCUAACAGGCUAGCUUUAGUCAGUUACAGCUGUCAUGUCGGCAGAUGGAGGAUGAAGAGCAGGAGGUGACAGAGGAGGAGGAGGACACAACAAACCCACAGCCGGGUGGAGGUACUGCAGAGAGGCCGCCAGAGGACGACACAGAGCCGGGGAGUGAUGAGGAGGAGGCGCGGGUUGACAGGUCGAAUCCAGAUGUGCUGGAGACUGUUGAAGAAGCUGAAACUCAGGCUGAUCUGCCCGAAGACACCGAGCAGCUCAGAGAGCCUCAGACAGAGAACAUCGGAAACUCUACAGCUACAGUGAAGGUGGUGCUGGUGCCGGAGGGUCACGUGAUGACGGUGGCGUUCGCCAUCGGUCUCAGCGUUCAGGAGCUGAAGAGUCACCUCGCCUCGGAGCUCAGGGUUCCUGUGGAGGUGCUGCAGGUCUCUCUGGACAGCAGGGUGGUGGAGGAGAGGCAGAGCCUGAUGGAGCUCGGCGUCCGGCCUCACGGCUCCAUCCGGAUGGAGAUGAGCUCCACCGACCCAACCACCCACCCACUCCGCCCGCUCCGCCCCCCCGAGCAUGACAACAUGCCAGACGUCAUCACUGUCCGUGUCCCAACAGGUGACGGAGAAUUCCAAGAGGUGGUGGUGGAGAUCGAGCGUCCUCCCCACCAGAAGGCCUUCAUGGGCGGCUACAGACACCGGCUGACGGGGGCGGAGUACCACCACGCCGCCGUCCAGACCCUGCCCAAGAGGAGACCUGACAGAGGAGUGGUCGUCUUCAGCCGUGACACACAGACAGUGGAGCUGAAGUCUCAGGCCCAGCAGUGUCCGGUCAACGUCUCCACCCAGAUGACCGGGAUCGGCUGCUACGUCUCCUGUAUCAACGACAAGCUGGUCGCCCCCGGCAACUACAUCAGCGCAGACGAGUGCCACGACAGGAGGCUGAGAGCCGUGAUCUGUCUGCAGUCGUACGCUCGGCGCUGGCUGGCCCGGCAGGAGGUGGAGCGGCUGAGGAGGGAGCGGGAGCGGCGGCUGGCCUGGAUGGAGCUGCAGGACAGGAGGAGGAGGGAGGAGAGGGAGGAGCAGCUGAGGGACCGACGCCAGCGCUGGAUGAACCCACAGAGGAGGGAAGACUUCAACCUGCUGUACCGAGCCCUGGAGAAGUGGAGGUGUGAGGAGGAGCAGACCAUCAACUCGUCCCUGUGUGGCUCUGAGAGGAAGGCGGCGCUCUGUUUGCUGCUGGAGCAGGAAGCUCAGCUCAUCGCCACCAUCGGACGCCAUCGCAUCGCCGUCCACAACAACAACUACGACAAAACCAUCAGGAAGUUCCUCGACAAGUGUGGGGCUCCUCAUCAGUGGCGAGCGGCCGACGGUCGGCUGAUCGAGAUGGACACUCAACACACCAUCAGAGCCAGAGAGCUCAGAGAUCUGUACGCCAGCGUCAACGAGUUCACGGCCGCCGAGGAGCAGCGGCUUCACGUCCUGAUGACACUCAAACACACCGUCAAGGAGCAUGAGUGUCAGCUGACCCGGGACAUCGUGGAUUUGAUCGACAGGGAGGUGGACCUGAUGACGAGGGGAGUUAAAGCAGCUCGUCUGGAGGGGCUGAGGAGAAGGAUCUGCACCUUGUUCCUCCAGUACAUCAAAACACCGGCGUUUAACCCUGAGGUGGCCAAGCUGCUGAAGGUUCCCCAGAAUCCAUCCAAGCUGAGGAGCGACAUGUUCCUCUGCCGCAGCUGCCAUCGAUACCUGCGCUCCUCCGACUUCAGCUCAGCCGCCAGCGCCCGUCUGAGCGCUCGGUGCCUGGACUGCGCCGGUCUCGACAACAUAGCCAGAAGCCGCGAUGAGUUCUCCUGCUACAAAAACAUCCUGAAGAGGCUGAGAGCUGAUGAGCAGCAGCUCAACGAGGACGCUAAGAUCCCCUUCCUGCUGCAGGUGGAGGACCUGCGGUACCUGGUGAGGGUGGUCUGGGCGUCCUGCUCGGCCCUGAACGCCAGCACUGACCUGUACAACCUGGUGUUUGUCCGCUGGGAGCGGAAAAGAGACUGGAGCCCCUGGAACUGCAUCCUCCUGUCCAAGGAAGAGACUUCAGCUCACAUGGAGGUUCAAGACGUCCACAAGGCGUACGAGGCGACGUUCGUCCGCAGGAUCGAACACAAACACAUGCUGGCUCGACGCCACUUCAGCCAGAUCCCCGUCAUGGCCGAGUACCUGGACUCUCAGCCCAGCGCUGCCCUGGGCAACCAGCUCGUCUCUAAGCCCGUCACCAUGACAGCGAAGCACGCCGCCGACACCACGCCAGCCUUGGCUCGUUAGCAAACACCCCGUGGUUUUCUUUCUUCUGCAGCUGUUUCCACUGUCAUUGUCUGUCAUUUUCUAAAACAAAAACAAAAGUCUUGAAUAGAUGUUUCACUGUUGCUUUGACUCGUGUGCUUUUAUUUUGAAACAGGAUGUAGUGACGUUUACACACAGUUUUCAGAGCCUCUAAAAGAUUCAGCCUGAGAUCAUCUUAGAGGAGGUUUAAUAGCAGUGAUGUAUGCAGAGCUCGAGGUGGCAGCGACUCUGUCUCUCUCAUCAUCAGCAGAUAAUUCUCUCUCUCUGUGUCUGUUGACAUUUCCCCACAUUACAUUAUUGUCCUCAUGAUUACAGGUGUCAUGGCGUGCUCCUGCAUGCUCUGGGCAAAUAUAGAUUUAGUCUGAUUUACAGAAUGUUUAAUAAAUUAUAACCACACUGCAAGAUGAUGAUGAUAUAAACACACAUGGUUUCCUCACAGUUAAAUGGUUUAUUAUUUAAACUCUUUUAAAUUCCACCGGAGGCUGACAUCUGAGCAAACAUCUGAGAUCUGUCACACUAAUGUAAAAUUAUGGAAAUGAAAUAUAUAUUAGAGGAGGGCCCAGUAUUUUAGUAAUUUAUAUAUUUCCAACUUGUAAACAUUCAUAUCCUGUGUUUUAAAUUUGGGCUUGUUUAAUGCAAAUA